Oryza sativa Japonica Group (Japanese rice) is the source of this 906-nucleotide messenger RNA. RefSeq lists its product as uncharacterized. The record is from RefSeq and is a predicted model, not a curated record. Gene Ontology annotation, cellular component: intracellular anatomical structure. Lineage: Eukaryota; Viridiplantae; Streptophyta; Magnoliopsida; Poales; Poaceae.
GAUGAACCCAGCUGGAGAAGGGAAACACCUGAUUCGAAGAAUCUAGAAGCGGCUGGAAGCCUCGGACAGAAGGCGGAGCAGAGGAGAGAAGAAUCCAUGGCGCUCACGAGCGUGGAGAAGAAGACGGCGGCGGAGAUCGUCGCCAUGCUGGAUCUGCAGCGCCACCCCGACGGCGGCUUCUACCUGGAGACCUUCCGCGACCCCUCCAUCUCCCUCCCCAAGUCCGCGCUCCCUCCACGCUAUAAGGUAGACCGUUCUGGGAGCAGUGCCAUCUAUUUCCUGCUGCCUGCUGGAGAGAUUGCUAAGUUGCACCGCAUCCCUUGUGCUGAGACCUGGCACUACUACAUGGGGGAACCUCUCACGGUAUUUGAGGUCCAUGACGAUGGACAGAUCAAGAUGACAGUCGUUGGACCUGAUCUACGGCAUGGCCAAAGGCCACAAUACACAGUCCCUCCAAAUGUUUGGUUUGGCGCCUUCUUGACCUGCGACAUUGAGUCCUUCACCGAAGAUGGAAGUGUAUUUGUCAAAACGCCAGGAAGAGACCCUGAACUUCACUACUCUUUCGUCGGUGUAACCUGUGCUCCAGCAUUCCAGUUUGAGGACAACGAAAUGGCAACACGGGAGACCAUGAAGACACUUGCUCCUAAAGCCGAAGCUUUCAUCAACUACCUUGUUCCUUCAGACUGAGUCUGAAACCAUCACUCCAAGUAGCUUGCUCUUCGUGAUGAACUUUAUGUACCAAGCUACUGAUUCAGUACUGAUGUUUACUGCUUGAUCUGAGAUCUGUUCAGGACUCGCAAUGCAGAAAUCAUGAGGCCUGAACCUUGCAUAUAUCAUCACUGUAUCAAACUGGUUGUUUGGUUACAUAGUUUUGACUCUUUUUAUGAAAUAUUGUGAUUGCUGACA